GAGCAAUACAGAAGAAGUCGAAGAAGUUCAAGUCAGUGUUGGCUGAAAAGGGUAGACGAUUGGAAGCGGAAAGUGGUUGGUUUUUGCUUUCCAUUUCGUUGCGUGGUGUAUUUUUGGCUGGCGUCGUCUCGGUUGCGUUUUAAAUUAGAGGAAACUAGGCGCAUAGUAUCAUUACGGCAGUAAAAUUAGAUCAGUGGCAGUGUUUUGUCUUUAUGCAUACCUAGAUAAGAUAGGCUGAAUGGUGAUUGGUGAUGUGUCUUGUGUUGUGAUUUGUUUUUUUUUUCGGCUGAUAGUAUCUAAUCUACCAUACUAUACAGUGAUAGCGAAAACAACGGCAGUAAAAACUAAUGUUGGCAAUUUCAGUGACGUGCAGAAGAUAGGGCGAGUUCAGUGACCAUCCACUAGAACCAGGAAGUGACGGGAGCAAUUUCAUCUUAUGCUUUGUAUGUGGUGUAGCUCGCUUCUCGCCCAGACAGACGGACACACCUGCCACAGCCGUUUCCAACGCCUUUGCCAGAGAGGGGCGCGAUUGGCAUUUGCAAAUCAGGAAUUUGCACAUUCUUCUCUCGUUGAAAGUUGGUUUUUCGGCUUCUGUGAAAUACGUGUAUUACGCAUCGCGACGAACGGGAACCACGAAUGGCAAAAUGUUUAAUGAAAACGCUACGGUGAUGCUGCCAGCUGGACACAAAACUAUUUCACGAAAGGGCAACCGAAGGUAGAGUUUGCAUCAGCCACAGAUUGGAUAAAGAUGAACGAGGACGAUCCGGUCAACAAGAGAAUCUUGUUGGAACGUGCCAAUGAUGAACGGGAGGCGAUAUUCAAGCGGUAUGAUAGGGGUAGGAAGAACAUCGACAUUGAUGCUUGGGACGAUCCGGCGUUCGAAAUUUACACCCAAGCCGACCGGUACGGGUUCUUACAUCCAGAAAAAGAAGAACCGAUGCGGGAUGAUCUGGAAAAGGCCCGGCGAAAACAGAUCGAAAUGGAGCGGUCGAAAAAAUGGCUCAAAAUGAUGAAGAAUUGGAGCAGUGCCGAAACGAAGGAACGACUGCAGCGAAGGGUGUUGAAAGGAAUACCAGAUCGACUGCGAGCUGCCAUUUGGAAGAAAUUGUUAAACAUUGAGCAAGCCGUGAACGAAAACCCGGGAGUUUAUGAUAAGAUGCUCAAAUUCGCUCGUCAGUAUAGCCCCGAUAUUCGGCAGAUUGAUGUGGAUGUGAAUCGACAGUUCCGAAAUCACAUAAACUAUCGCGAGCGGUACAGCGUGAAACAGCAGAGUCUGCUCAAGGUUCUUGCUGCGUACAGUAUGUACAAUAUGGAGGUGGGCUAUUGCCAGGGUAUGUCAACCGUGGCUGGUGUUUUGCUAAUGUACUUUGACGAGGAAGACACAUUCUGGGCACUGAAUGCUCUGCUCUCCUCGGAACGGUACGCUAUGCACGGGUUGUACGUUGAAGGGUUCCCUAAGCUGAUGAGGUUUCUGCAACACCACGACAAAAUUCUCACCAAGUGUAUGCCAAAAGUGAAGAAGCAUUUAGACAAGCACGGAGUGGACUCAGUGCUGUACUCGCUCAAGUGGUUUUUCGUGAUUUUCAUCGAGAGGAUACCAUUUAGCCUUUGCCUUCGCGUGUGGGACAUCUACAUGCUGUUCGGCGAACGAGUCCUGACUGCGAUGGCCUACACCAUACUCAAAAUUCACAAAGUAAAACUGCUGCGAAUGAAGGACAUGGAUCAAAUAACCGAAUUCCUACAAAUAACACUGUACAAAAACUUUGGAUACGAUGACGAUACUGUGAUAAAAACCCUUCAGCUGGCGAUGUACGAACUAAAGAAGCUGAAUCUAGAUAAGCUGCCGGCACCUCCGCCCAGCGAAUUUCCUAAAUACCCAUUCGGGCAGUUUAUCGAGCCCAGCUUUGAUACGAAGAUUGGCCAUCGGAACGAAAAGUUCACUGAGAAGGAGACGGAAUUGAAGCAAACCGUGCUGUACCGGAGCGAAUCAAAGAACGACGAAGAUGAUCAGCAGGGAGAGGAUGACCAAACUGAGCGUGACUGCGAUGAUAUCACCGAUGAUACGAUUAGCAACCUCCAAACAGAUUACGAUGAUGGAAGCAUAACGAAGCACUCGCUAACAGGAACAUCAAUCACAUCAACUAACGAUGUCAGCAUAACAUCGUACGAGCGUACCUGUGAUAUCUUCCGGGUGCCGCACAACGGCAGCACUGUUCCUAAUGUUGGAUUAGAGGAUAGUAUGAGUGUAAUAUCGACGCAGCUUACAAUGGACCGGAUAGAUUCUCCGCCAUUACUUGCUACGGUUCCUAGCGAUAAAGUUAUAGUUUUGGUGGUACCGAACGGCCAUGUCAACGCAGCAGCCGUGGACGACGAGGACGAAGACGAAGUUACCGAGAAACAGAUUUCUAUCUGAAAGAACCUUGGUAGGUGGAAUCGGUUACAUUAUCUUAUAGCGACAAUCAACCGUCCAACCCAGGAUACACACUGCCAAAAUAUGAGCCUCAUUUUGAACAACUAACACGUGAAUCCUAAUCGCUGAUUAUCAGUGUUGUCAAUAGCAAUAAAACUUCAUGUUCCGUGAAACAUUGCGGUUGCGAUUUUUAUUCUAAUAUAUUGUAGAUGUUGCUCAGAUACUGUUUUUUCUUAUAGAACGUAAUCGUGAAAGCUUUUCUGUAACAGAAAUUUGGAGUCGUAAGCAAUGAGAGUAAAAGUAAGCGUUUUGUUUCAGUUAAAUUGUAUUGUGGUUUGUACUUUGCUAUACUAAAGUGAGAUAAUAUACUCG
Topomyia yanbarensis is the source of this 2782-nucleotide messenger RNA. Its product is annotated as USP6 N-terminal-like protein. The coding region runs from base 749 to 2413 and encodes 554 amino acids. NCBI's taxonomy places the organism in Eukaryota, Metazoa, Arthropoda, Insecta, Diptera, Culicidae. The record is from RefSeq and is a predicted model, not a curated record. The transcript has 6 exons.